Messenger RNA from Dermacentor silvarum, 11850 nucleotides. RefSeq names its product microtubule-associated serine/threonine-protein kinase 3-like. Gene Ontology annotation, molecular function: protein serine/threonine kinase activity; magnesium ion binding; ATP binding. The transcript has 24 exons. The record is from RefSeq and is a predicted model, not a curated record. Lineage: Eukaryota; Metazoa; Arthropoda; Arachnida; Ixodida; Ixodidae. Gene Ontology annotation, biological process: intracellular signal transduction; peptidyl-serine phosphorylation. The coding region runs from base 3567 to 9128 and encodes 1853 amino acids.
CAGUGCGACGGUGUUGCGACGGGGAAGCCGACGCUGCUGGCUGGCUGGUGCGCUGGUCGGUCGGCUCGGUCUCCGAUCAACGGCCGCGUGUGUCUCCGUGUGCGCCGCUUCGCGUGGUGGCUCGUGAAGCAGCAGGCGGUGCUUGUGCGGCCGCAUUUCGUGCGUGCGUGUUUGUGCGUGUGUGUGCAGUAGCGUACCGCACUCCGUAGGGAGAGAUGAUGCCGACGGCCGCGUGAGGAUGAUCGCCGUGGUCGCGCCUGUGUGACGGUUUUUGAUACGCUGCCGAGGAAGGAACGUUACAUAAAGAAGCCGAAUCCGUCCGCGUGUCAUCGGAUGUGAGAGAGCAGCCGUCUUUUCUUCCAGCGAUCGAGGAACCAUGACGGCGACUGCGUCUUCUGGCGAGACGACCGCAGUGGAAGUGGCGCCGGUGUCGCAAGGCGGGACUGAUCGUUGCUGGUCUUGGUCGCAUCGUGUUGGGUACACAUGGCGUUACCGCGACUGCGGUGCUUCCAGCAACGGCGGCACGAAGUCGUCCGAGCUUGUUUCGCAGGCGUCGACGCAGCAAUGACCUAGUCGGCUUAGCCAUCGUGUAGCCUUCAGCCAAGAACAGCACCUCCUACUUUUCGUUCUUUCCCACCGCAACCAGCAUCACCUACCUACACGGAAGAAAAAAGAAAAAAGUGAUAGCGACGCUCUUCCCCGACCCGCAACUCAAACUACCUCGUUUGUUUUGUGGGCACUGUGCACUGUUUCAUCUAGCGGGAUUUUCGGUUAUCGCUUUCUCACUAGCCCGGUGACUGUUUGUUUAGCGAUUUCGAUUCGGCCUCGUUUUUCUGAUCCGGACGCCCGGUUCGAUAUCUCCACUUUCACGGGACAUCCGUGCCGCACUCGUCGGCUUAUCCGGUUAGGGUGAGUCGGUCUUAAUCCGAGGGAUAAUCCUCUUCUCAACAUCGACAAUCGUACCUCUAUUUUCUUUCUCUUGUUUUGGCAGGGACAGCUGGCGUACGUUCGUUAUCCUUCCGGUCGCGUUGCUUACACAGCGAAGAAAAAAAAGAAGUACAGAAUCAAACAAGCGCUCAGGCUGUCUGUUAAUUCUGUUUGCAAACCUGCCAGAGUGCGUCCGACUGGCGGCUCAAAUCCAUAUUUCUUUCUUAAACCUGUAAGCCUGCUGUACAGGAGGCGUAGCCGCGAAUGUUUAGCGCUCGCGUGACGCACUUCUCUCUGCGAGCUAUUUACAAGCGGCCGGGGUGCGCAUUUUCGCUAAUUGCCGGCUAGGUUCUACGUAAAACGGGUUUCACGGGUAACUCUUCUCAGUGAGCCGGCCUUGCCUGCGCAAUUGAACGGUGAAUGCUUGGGAAACUAGCCGCCACCGUCCGCGCAGUUUCUUUUAUUUCUUUCCCCAGAGCCGAUGAGUGAAGCGUCUGUUACACUCAAAACGUUUCGUUUUUUCCUGCUUCCAUAAAACCGCGCGCGCGUGCGUUCGUACGGGGCCGUGCGAAGCGAGGAUCAAGACUGCGGUGGUUUGCGAGAUCUCAUCCCGAGCACAAUCUGUAGUGCAUCGCGAACUCAGCCUCUCAGACCCACUCGUUUCUUUUAUCUCGAGGGCUUACGGAGCAGCUGUAGUAACAGGGGAAACUCGAGAGAGAGAGAGAGAGGGAUCGCUGCGUCCGCGGUGAAGCUAUCAGUAGUUUCUUUCGUAUGCGAAUGCGUUAAGGGAGGGCGAAGAAAGCGCUCUAGCGUAACACACUCGCGUUCGCCCUCACGUACGUCAUACGCCAGACGGAUCGAUACGAGCUAAACCACGCAGCAAGUGUACGUAUACCUCGUGCUACGCCCAGGGUAUUUUGUUUUACUUUGCCCGCCAGCACCUACGCUCGACGGGUCCCGGCCGUACCGUUUCGUUUCUCGUGGAAACGGCUCUGAGACGACGCAGUCACGUCCGUGCGUCGGACCCUUUUUCCCGUCUAGGUUCUAUCGAUCUUUCUUUUCGUUUUCUUCUUUUCCUUCGCUCCGCUGCAUCUAGACGGUGAGAGCAGCGAAUAACGUCUUAACGGCUCCGUAUUGCGUUCAAAUCUACCGAAAUUAUCACUCAUGCCCGUCUUGAGUUUUGGUUGAGCGUAGUUUUGGAUUUGCCGACAAUCGCGUCGUCUGCCAGUUCAAAACGAGUGCAGUCGAAUCGUUUGUUCGCGGAAUCGUCAUUCUCCGGUUUCUGGUGCGCGUCGUCGCAUAAGGGACAAAUCGUACACUGUUGCAAUCGCUUGGAAAUCAUAGCAGUGUAUCAUUCUUCUUUUAUCGGAACCGGCCCGAGCUGGCGCGAUUUCCACUUCGUCUGGCAGCCCGCGGUAGCGCGGAAACAUCAGUUUCGGAUCACCUGCGCCUGCUGGGAAUAGCGUUGUACAAUCUGGUGAGCGUCAGCGGAUCACGUGUGAUUACCAGGCGUGUAAUACAUUCAGCUCUCUACUCGUAACCGACGGGUACGCCUCCUGCAAGCGCGGCGUCACCAUGUCACGGACUGCGUCAACAACGUCGUCUGCUCGUGGCCCCAGCCAGCACUCCGACGUCGCCAGCAAAGCAGACGCCGCAACGACUACAACCACGACGCGUCGACUAGCGAAACGCUGUCAGCGGCAACAUCAACAACGAAGUGCUUAGUUAGUCACAUAAUCAAAAAAAAACACCCUUUAGUCGUUAGGCGCUUAAGCGCUGUCACCGAAGGAGGACGGCCGUGUGAUCGUCAGGGGCACGGCGUUUUACAAGCGCGCUCCUCAUGUUGGAAGGCCUGUCGUCUGCGACGAAGCGUUUUUUUGCGUUUAGUUUCGCAUCCUGAGUGCACUUCGAAACUAAACCAAAGUCAACGAAAUAGCCAAGCCUGCAUAACGAUGCCGUUGCGUCGGGCAACAACGGCAACUAUGUACCCUGUGCGUGUGUGUCAGUGCGUGGCUUCUUGCACUUUAUCUGGCGUUCGAGGACUUGGGAACGCCGUUCUGUGAUUUCCAACAGCUAUCGUUUUUUCCGCAAGACAGAGUGCUCGAAAUACAGGCGAAGGAGAUUCGAGUUCGUGGCCGUCUGCCAAUCGUCAUGGUCAGGACAGAAAGUUUGUGAAGAAAGUUUCUGCGCUACAGAGUAACCACUAAACGGACGCUUAUGUGCUUCACGCCACGAGGAAAUUAAACGGCGACACUGACUACAUUGACUUACCACGUAGAGAACGUUUCCCAGUUUUAUGGGAGCGUUUGAAGUCGCGACGUAUCGAAGAUUCGUGGACGCUUAGCGAACGCCGUACGUAACAGAAGCGCGCCUCCUGCAACCCAAAAUCCCGCCGUAAGUUUUUUUUUCCCUACCUCCGUACGAUACGGCAGCGAGGUUGCCGGAGCCUAGCGAACACGACUGCGCGUCGUGAAGAAGUUUGAAACUGGCUUUCCGUGCCGAAGAACGUUUUGUCCGACGGUCAUGGAAGACGCUAAUGAUGGCACUGUGGAAGGCAUGGUACCGCGCACGGACGGGCGGAGGUGUGUCUGAGCAGAAGCGGCGUCCUGCGCCGACGUGCGUGGCAUAAAAAAAAAAAAAUGGAGAAAUCUUCCAAAGACGAACAGGCGCCGACCUCCUCCUCUAUGUCACCGGCCGGCGGUCGGCGUCCGGCCGGGCUCCUGCCGUCGCCGACGUUGCCGUGCGUCUCGGCGUCGGCUGCGACGGCCGACGAGGACUCGAGCGGUAGCUGCGGAAGCACGGGCAGCGGCAGCGGCGGCAUUUGCCGUAGCGCGAGCGAAUCGCUUCUCCGCAAGCGGAGCCUGACGCUGGCCUUGCCGCUCAACCUGUCCUCCGUGAUUCAACUGAAGAAGGAGCUCAAUGUCUCCAGACGAGGAAGUCGGUGCUCGUCGGCUCGCAAGAGCCUCAUCUGCAAUACUUCCCCAACCCUUCCCCGGUGCCAUUCUCCCAUUCCACAGAGCAGCCCUCUGGACAGCCCCCGCAACAUGUCCCCGAGUCAACACUUCGCAUUCGCCCCCGUCAAAAAGGCGGACGGCCGGCGAUGGUCAGUCGCAUCACUGCCGUCAUCGGGCUAUGGGACCAACACACCCGGAAGCUCCAACGUAUCUUCCCAGUGCUCCAGCCAGGAGAAGCUGCACCUGCUGCCCUAUCAGCCAACGCCGGACGAGCCGGCUGGCACUCCGGUUGGUGGCGGCCAUCCGCCGCACUACUUUCCCCCGCAUCAGCACCACCAGCACUACCACCACCCAUUCACGCACCACAUCCACCACCACGUCCACCAGUCGCGGCACUUCUCCAGCAACGAGAGCAACCCGGGCCUCGAGGACGAUGGCCACCAGCAGCAUGGUGGGGCCUCCACCUCGUCUGGAGCGCACGCCACGACGUCGGGCUCUGCGUCACCCAUCAUCAGGCCACGGUCGCGUAGCCUCAGUAGUCCCAUGCGGUCACCCGGGAUUGACAACGAGAUUGUCCUUAUGAACAGUGUCUACAAGGAACGCUUCCCAAAGGCCACGCAGCAAAUGGAGGAGCGGCUGGAGCAGUUCGUGAGCCAGGAGGCGGAGCUCAACGCGCAGCACUCCUGCGAUGCUGUCGCUCGCUUCGCCCACCACCAGAUCAUCGAGCUGGCACGUGACUGCCUGCAGAAGUCUCACGACAAGGUCGUCACUUCGCAGUACUUCUACGAGAUGUACGAGAGCCUCGAGAAGCUGCUUGCUGAGUGCCAGGAGAAGUCACCGGAUGCUGCCCACCACCUCCGGAAACUUGUGCGCAAGUUGUUGCUCAUCGUGUCCAGGCCUGCACGACUGCUGGAAUGCCUGGAAUUCGACCCCGAGGAGUUCUAUCGGCUGCUGGAGGCGGCCGAAGGCCAGGCCAAGGUGGUGCAGGGCGUGUCCACAGACAUCCCUCAGUACAUCAUCAACAAGCUGGGACUGAAUCGGGACCCCUUUGCAGAUCUGGCCGCAGACCUGCAGACUGCAGACCAACUUGACUCUGUGCCCGAAGUCGAAGAAAGAAAGCCGCCGACCAAAACACCCUGCGAGGAUGACUUUGAUACCAUCAAGCUCAUAAGCAAUGGUGCCUACGGGGCCGUGUACCUGGUUCGCCACCGGGAGAGCCGUCAGCGCUUUGCCAUGAAGAAGAUCAACAAGCAGAACCUGGUCCUGCGCAACCAGGUGGAGCAGGUGUUCGCAGAGCGCGACAUCCUUAGCUUCACCGACAACCCCUUUGUCGUCUCCAUGCUGUGCAGCUUCGAGACCAAGCGCCACCUUUGUUUGGUGAUGGAGUACGUGGAGGGGGGCGACGCGGCCACUUUGCUCAAGAACAUGGGUCCGCUGCCCGUGGACAUUGCGCAGUUCUACUUUGCCGAGACGGUGCUUGCUGUGGAGUACCUGCACAGCUACGGCAUCGUCCAUCGUGAUCUCAAACCCGACAAUUUGCUCAUCACUAACAUGGGCCACAUCAAACUGACUGACUUCGGUCUGUCCAAGGUUGGACUCAUGAACCUGGCCACCAACCUGUACGAGGGCUACCUGGACAAGGAGACUAAGCAGUUCAAUGACAAGCAGGUCUAUGGCACACCCGAGUACAUUGCCCCGGAAGUCAUUCUGCGACAGGGAUACGGCAAGCCCGUGGACUGGUGGUCGAUGGGAAUUAUUUUGUAUGAAUUUCUAAUCGGCUGUGUACCCUUCUUUGGGGAGACCCCCGAGGAACUCUUUGCUCACGUCAUCAAUGACGAGAUCGAGUGGCCCGAGGACGACGACUGGGCACUGCCCGAAGACGCCCGGCACCUCGUGUCCCAGCUGCUGCAGCAGAACCCGCUCGAUCGCCUGGGCACCGGGGGCGCACACGAGGUCAAGGAACACCCAUUCUUCAACGACGUCGAUUGGGACUCCCUCCUCCGGCAGAAGGCCGAAUUUGUGCCCCAACUCGAGGAUGAUGAGGACACCAGCUACUUUGACACACGAACGGACCGGUACCAGCAUGACGACUCGGAAGACCACGACGAUGGGGAGGAGCACACCUUCUCAUCUUUCUCAUCGUGCUCGCCGCGCUACCGGAAGGUGUACUCCCGCAUUGAGAAAGAGCUAGAAGAAGAGAACCUGCUCAGGCAUGUGUGUGAAGAAAGCCACCGCCGCUCGCUCAGCCGCACGGACUCUGCUCCAUCGGACUCCAGCGGAGAUUCUACGCUUCUCCGCACCCCAGCAUCUGGAGCAGGGGAUGCCUCCACGCGGCGGCAGUCUGGCUCGUCGCCUGAGCUCCCACCGCCGGGCGGGCGCCCGCUGUUGACAAGCACCCCGGAGUCAUCGCAAACGGAAUCGGAUGAGGUGUCCCCCCAGGUACAGCGGAGAAGACGGCAAGGCAUCGCUGAUCUGCCUCGCUUCGCCCUCUCCGUUGACCGGGAGGACACAUCACGCCGAUCCCAUCACCGCUUGUCAGCACCCUUGCCACUGCCGCUACCUGCCGCUGCCACCGCCACCACUUCAGCUGCCGCCACUGCACCGACCUCGCCAGCGGUCGCCACCACUGCAGGCGAGCCCCGGGAGCUCUCUCCUGUUGCAGAGCGAUUAGCUCGAACCGACAAGGGCCAGCACGCUCCUGAGCCCAGAGCCAGUGAUACCAGCGGAGGGAGCACCAGCAGUAGCGGCACCAGUACAGGCAGCAGCAGCACCAUUGCGGCUUCCGGACCGAGAACACCGGAGAAAGCAGCCAGCGGCUCACCACGAUCAACACCCAAACUGGCAGCUACGCCCCCCAUGCCAACACCCUCACCUCCCAUCAAGCUGCGCUCGCGCUCAGUCAUCAAGUCUGCGUCGGCAUCGGGCCUUUCGCUCAUCAUCCCUUCUGAUGACCUGAGUGCAGCGGCUGCUGAGUUGUCCAGCAGCAUACAUUCUGGGGUGCUUGGCUCGCCCGGCGGCUCAAGCACGAGCUCGCGCGACACGUCGCCGAGCCGGGAAUUGAGCCCACUGGUGGCUCAACUCAAGCCCCCCAUCAUCAUCCAGAGGGGGCCACGGGGUUUCGGGUUCACCAUUCGGGCCAUCCGUGUCUACUAUGGGGACUCUGACGUCUACACCGUCCAGCAUCUUGUCAUGGCGGUGGAGAACAACAGCCCAGCGUUCGAGGCGGGCCUGCGGCCCGGUGACCUCAUCACUCACAUCAACGGUGAAGCGGUGCAGGGUCUGCUGCAUCCGCAGGUCCUGCAGCUGAUCCUGGCCGGCGGGAGCCGCAUAAACAUCCGCACCACGCCCCUGGAGAGCACCUCCAUUCGCACUGGAGGCCGCAGGCGCAACCCCACGACCAGCCGGCUUGCUCGGCGAAACACACGCCAGCGACGCGUGUCCCAGGGACCUGCAGCCACACUAGGCAGCAAGCUCCAGGGUUCACCGCCGGCUAUUGGGUCAAAGCCGGUUGACAAGAAGAGGCGCGCAUCUCUUCUCCGACGACUGAGCAACAAACGUGCCAGCGCCGAGAUCCAGCAGCUCGUGAGUGCAGCUGUGUCAACUCCGACCGGACUCGCUCCGAGCAGGAGCUUUCAGUCGCUCGCUGAUCCUGGCAGCGCAUCACCUCCAUCGCGGAGUGGCGGCAUCACCGUCAGCUUCAUCAAAGAGAGGUCCUCAUCCGACUCGUCGCACUCGACGAGCAAUUCCUCGCCAAGCAGCUCGCCCAGUUCAAGCGUGCCAAACUCGCCCGCCGGAAGCGGGGCGAUGCCACCGGGAGCUGCUGGCGGAUCAGUGGCAGCAGCAGCGGCAUCCGUUCAGGCCCAUUUUCAGAGGCCCAGCUCGCUGCACGGGCUCAAACACAAGUUGGCCCAAACCUUCCGGUCGCCGCGCCGAAAGUCUGUCGGUCACAUACCACUCUCACCGCUUGCUCGCACCCCGUCUCCGUCGCCGCUGCCGGUAAUCAGUCCAACACGGUCGCCAUCCCCACUAGCCUUCCCUCCUGGACAGGCUCCACCAACUCACCAUGCUCACCAUCCGCAUCAUCCCCACGCGCACCACCCGACGUCCGUGGUGGCAGUCCAGUCACCUCAGGUGUUUACGGCAGGCCGGAAACCAUCGCCUCCGACGCUCGUGCCAGCAGCGGCCACUGUGACUUCGUCAGCACGCAAAUCACUGAUGAGGCCCAAGAGUGCAGAGCCUGGUUCCCCCUUGUUGAGGCGAGCCCUCUCACCGGACCGCCUCCAUCCGAAGUCUGCAGAAUCCAAACCAAGACGAGAAUCGUUCUGCACGCAAGCUUCACCACUGGCCCUGACGUCGACACCUUCCACAUCGCAGGGCUCGCCACCACGAUUGGUGUCGACUAAGACUGGUAGCUUGCUGUCUCGAAGCACGCUCACUUUGUCACCAGCAGGGGGAACACGAAUUCCAAAGUCGGCGAGCACGCUGGUACCCGGAGAGGAGAGCGGCGAGGUAAAGCCACAGGGUGGACGAGCCCGCAGUCACUCGCAAAGCGAAGUCGAGAGCCUUGUUGACAACGAUGACGACGACACGGCCGCGACUUCUGGUGCAAGGCCCCCUUCGCCACUACAGCGUUCUCCAAAAGAGCGGGACAUGGCCGCAGGUCGCACCGAACUUCCACCCGACGUCCCGUCCUUUACAGUGACGCCUAGUACACCCCUUCCGACCGCUGACAGUGAAGACGGUUCUUCUGGCAGUGAAGUGUGCAGUGAUGUGCAUUGUGACAACGGUGUCACUACAACAGUUGUUUCAACUGCCUCCACGAGCCUAGCAAUGGCGUCAGUCUCCCCUACAUCGAGCGCAGCCACAACUGCAAAAAAGCCUGCAUCGGCAGCAAGUACGUCUAGUGCUGCUGCGGUCACUUCUGCAGCUCCGAUGCCACCGCAAGCAUCCGCAGCACCAUCUGCAGCCGCGAGCACAAAACGGUCUCCGUCAACAGCAGCAGCUCAACCCAAAGGCAGUUCUACUUCAUCACCGCAGCCGGCUUCUUCAAAUGGUGCUAGUAAAUCCCAGCCUUCGCAGCUGCACCCAGCAGAGACUGGACUGAAGCAGGUGCAGGUGGCGGAGACAAAAAGGGCGCCCUCGAAACAGCCGGCCAGCAGUGAACAGAGGGCAUCUGGUGCAGUGCCACAGAACAAGUCAAAAAGCACGCCGGAAUCGUCACACACGACGAAACAGGCUAAGUCGUAGCUUUGCUAGUGGGAAGAGCAGUGCGAUGUGUCACUCACUACGCGCUCCGAGCAGCCUUGUGCUCUCAUUAGCAUCACUGAGGCAUGCCCGCAGUAUUUAUUAUUGCAUUGCAGUGUCGUGCGGUCCCAGAUCUCUACCAUACCUAACUCCUUAGUGGCUUGACCAGGCCCACAGUGUUACCUCCCCCCCCCCCACCCACCCCCAUUCCUGUUUUUUCUUUUGUCUCCUCUGGGAGCGGCACUACCUUCUUGCGUUUCGUCGUGCGGCCAGCAUCCUAGAUGCAACCAGUCAGUCAAGUCAGUGACGAGGCCAUUCCCGUGUGUAAAGUGUGCAUCCUUUUGACGCCUAACCCUUUGUCCCAGUUUUUGACUGUUUCGCUUCUCUUUUUUGUUCACAUGAUGAAGAGUGAGAGAUGUUUCUUGCGACGUGUUGAGUCUGUGGUUUUUGCGUUGCGCGUGUUCUACACUUGUUGACGGUUGUUACGUUUGCCAUUGGCGCAUGCGGUGAGUUUUUCCAGUAUCGGACACGCCGCCCUGCCCUGCGCCGCUGUAUUUGCGCUUUUACUCUCACCCGGCUGGCUUUAUUACCUUUUUCUCUAGCUGUGAAGUAGCAUUUGACGUCCUUUUGCUGCUCUUGUAUGACCCCAUUGCAUGGAAAACGCAGUCGCCAUCCAGAGGAACUGGUCCUAGCAGGUUCGGACCUAAGUUGUAAUGCAGUUUCUUGGCUGCAAGAACUGUGCACACACACACAGUGCAUCUUUAUGCAAGACUCCUAAACAAAUUCAAUGGCGCUAUAAUAGCAGGCCUACACACUUCUCUAUUCCGCAUAAAUUGCUCCCGAUUCGAGUUGUCCAGAGACGCAUCAUUGAUACAAAAGAGCAGCUAGCAUAUGCUACUUUUGUUAUCAAAUUAUCGAUGGUUGUCACGAAGCAUAUAAAAUGCGGUGUUCUGCCACCAAAAGGUUGACAAACUGGCCCUGGCUAAAUGUUAAAUUUCUUAGCUACUUGCACAACAGUUUGGAAAGAGUUGAGUUCACCAAACUGCGCCUCCAUGCAGCGGAGCGCGACAGGAAAGUCAUUCUUCUCGGGUGUGUUCUCUUUGCCAUGCAUUGUGCGUGCCGAUUGUGUGUUUAUAGUCUUCAUUUCUCAGUGAUACCACCAGGCCAACUCUGUGUGACUAUUUUUCCGGCAGCGUGCAAUCACACUGUGAUCAUUCUUCUAUCCUCUCUCAUACCUCAUUAAAGCGAGAACACAUUGUCGUCCAAAGCCUGUCCCUCCCUCCGUCCCCCUCCCCUUACGGUAGUGCAAUUGGCAUCAUUGCGACCACCGCCAGGUUUGUUCAUCGUACCUCUCGCAUCACCGGUUCCUUUCAUUUCUCACCGGUUCCUUUCGUUUCUGUUAAUUUUUUUCUCUCCUAUGGUCAUCCAUGCCUGAUCUUAUGACCACUAGUAGGAGAGUACUGAAGCCAACCAAAUUGGAUGUGCUAACAGUAGCUGAAGUGAACAACCAGAGAUGCAAAUCUUAACACUUUUGACUUGACAGCACUAACGCUUUUUUUGCAGCCAAGGCACAUAUGAUUGCGUAGAGCAGUUUUGCCAGUCUAGAAUUUUACUGGCAAGCCUGUCAUAGGCUCAAGUAAGUGCUCCUCAGUCCGAAAAAGCCGUGUGCUCGUUCAAGGCAUGGUUUACAUCUAGAGCUCCUGAUAGCCAGCAAAAUCCCAUAAGCAGGCGUCUCUCAAGCAGGUUACGUAGUAGGCUUGCACAUAAAGAGCAGCGAAGGUUCAGACUUAGCAUGCUAGAUGUGGUAAAAAGAGGGCAGCAGACCUCAUACACUAACAAGGCAAAUGUAUCGGUACCAUACAGCCAGCGUUCUAGCUGUACAAGUCUGCUAGCCAAAUUUCGCAUGCCUGUCUUACGAGCUGUUUCCGUAAUCAGCCGAAUGCCGUUGCCUACCGCUAUUGUUUGCGUUCAACUAACAUUGUUUUUUGCGUGAUUUGACGCACAUUCAAUUACACUCCCUGUUCCGCUUCAACGCGAAACAAGUAGGACCACAUUCAUGGGUACUUCUAGAAUGACAGGUGCUUACAUUACAUCGCACCGACAUAUCAAUUGUCAGCAUUGUUUUUGCAACACUGCUUCCUCCGGCCACAUCUUUUUCUUUCAGCAGCAUUGCCAUGGUUCCCUUAUGGCUCGCAAGCGCGUCGUGAGCCAUAAUUGAUUCACAAGAGCAAAGAUUGCAUCAUGCUGUGCUGUCGCAGCAAAGUCUGGGAAAGAAACUGCCUAGAUGUUUGUUUCCUUCAUUUCUUUUUUUUUUUUUCUCAACCUGCCACCUUGGAGCUUGUGGAGAUGACAUCAGGCAUCGCCAGAGACUUCGUUGGGAUUGUUUGUGCCAUAUGAUACGUGACGAGAGGUGAUCCUGUCUCGAUGUCAUGUGGUCUUUUGUAACAUAUUUCUUUUUCCCGUCGCCCCACGCGCCUGUUUGAGUUUUCGCUGCCUGGGUAAUUGACGUUUCUUUUUCUUUUUUCUUGCUCUCUCUAUCUUUGAGAUGCUUUCUUGUUUCUGCGCUGUCUUUGCAUUCAAGGCAUGGGUGUUAGCAGUGUGAACUGGAGUUUUGUGUCGCGAUACUGUUUCCCAUACUUUCUUCUGUCCUUCCUUGUUCAGUCAUCUUUGGCGGUGCGCCCUUCUUUCUCAUAUACGAAUAAAAAAAAAAUAUUGUCGUCUCUGC